AUGAUUCUGGAAGACCUCCGCAGCCAAGCGAACGCUUGUGGUCACGCAGUGGAGGACAUGGUCCCCGAGUUGCGCAAUGGCCAGCUUCGGAGUUUCGUCCUGCAGGAGGAUGCUGGCUAUGGGAAGGCCAGGGAUGCUGUACCACCGGCAACUCCAUCGACGAGACCCUCCACUGCCAGCACGCGCCUCUCUUGCAGUACACCCGAUCUGCUGCAGAACUUGGCGACGCUCCCCUCCCUGCACAUGGGACAGCCACUAGGGCUCGAUGACAUUGACGAGGUUGCCGCCGGGAUUCGAGAGAGCCUCGAGGCAGAGCACCAAUGGCUAUUGGCGACCAUCGCUGAGGAGUAUCAGCAGCUGGAGUUGGAGGACCAACGUCGUGCGAACCUGGCCCGCUCCGACUGCGAGCCCUCCACGGCGCAGCUGAAGCGCUUCCUUGGCCGCUUGCAGGACGUCCAGGCAUCUCCAGGCCUCAAGGCGCUCGCGCUGAGCAGCAGCUUGGGGGAGUCCGCGCCUGCGGCGCCUGCGCCGGUGGCGGGCGGUGCAAGCGUCCGGCGCUUGCAGGCCCUCAUCAGCCUUCGGCGUCAGAAUGCCUCCCAAGCUCUGAAGCCCGUGCAGGAGGCCGAGCAAGAUGCCCAGACAGCGAAGGGAACAAAGGGCGCUGGAUACCAAGCGCCCGGGUUUAUGUCUGGCAUCACCUUGAGCUUGGGGCCCGGCAAGCAGGAGUUCGAUCCCUUCUUCGGCGACCCUAUAUAG
This is a messenger RNA of Symbiodinium sp. CCMP2592, 756 nucleotides long. The record is from the annotation of a GenBank genome assembly. Lineage: Eukaryota; Dinophyceae; Suessiales; Symbiodiniaceae.